AUACGAGUAAAAAGAUAGGACGAUAUUUUAAAAUCAAGGAGACGUCUGAUAUUGCUUGAAAAGUAGCGGAGACAGUCACAAGAUUGCCAUGACAGAACCCCAGGGUGAAUACGUGUGUACCCUGCCUCCGGAGCUGGUAGAGAAGGCAGAAAAGGAACUCAAUGAAAAACCUCAAUGGCGAAGCAGAGACAUUCAGGCCCUCAGGGACAUGGUUCUGAAACAGAGAGAUUUGAAAGUCCGCACUGAUGAUGCCUUCCUAUUGCGAUUCUUACGUGCCAAAAAAUUUGACUAUGACCGAGCAUUUCAGCUGAUUAUGACACAUUACAAAAUGAAGGUCGAAAACAAAGAAAUUUUUACCAAUUUACGACCAUCAGCUGUGAAACAUGUGCUGGAUGAUGGAGUGACAGGAGUUCUAGCCAGCCGUGACAAAGAAGGCCGCCCUGUUAUUGUAUUGCGACCAGGUAAAUGGGACGUUAGUCGAUAUGGAUUGGAUGACAUUUUCCGUACCAACUUCAUGACCUUGUCAAAACUUAUAGAGGAUGAAGAAACACAGGUUAAUGGUUUGAUAAUGGUCAUUGAUUUAAAAGAGAUGGGCUGGAACCAUGCAAAAAAUGUAUCUCCAUUUUAUGCCAAGCGUGUUGCUAGCUUAUUACAAGAUGCAUUCCCAGCGAGGUUUAAGGGUCUUCACUAUCUACACCAGCCUUCAUUCUUCGACUAUGUCUUUUCUAUCGUCAAACAGUUUCUGAAGGAAAAGACUGUAAGCAGACUUCAUUUCCAUGGUGAAAAACCUGAAGGUCUGACAGAAUAUAUCGACAAAGCUAACCUUCCAAAAGAAUAUGGAGGAGAACUACCACCAUUCUCAAAUAAGGACUGGGCAGAGACAUUGCUGAAAUGUGAUGAACAAUUUGACCAAGAAGCAAAAUACGGCCUUCUGGACUCUACAACCAAGGCAACUAAAUCUUCCAAAGCAGACGCCAUGGAGUGUCUAGUGGGGUCUUAUCGUAAACUGGAUGUGUAAAGCCUGGAAAAAAAAAACGAUUUGAAGCUACCAACGGAGAAAAAAAACCAGAAUAUCUUGAAUUUUUGUAUGGUGAAACAACACUGCUGUACUGGUCCGUCCAUUACACGAAAAUAUCUCCUAAACAUUCCAACGACGGAUCUCAUUUCUCCAGUUAUUGAUCUUAAGGUACACAAUAUUUAAUCUCAAGUAAGCCAGGGAAAACACCUUACUUCUGACUCAAAUUGAGUGGAUGGGCUGAUUACAAGACAAUUAAUAGCAAUCAAUGUGGAGCUAA
Ylistrum balloti is the source of this 1295-nucleotide messenger RNA. Its product is annotated as alpha-tocopherol transfer protein-like. Gene Ontology annotation, cellular component: membrane. The transcript is spliced from 9 exons. Gene Ontology annotation, molecular function: phosphatidylinositol bisphosphate binding. The record is from RefSeq and is a predicted model, not a curated record. Lineage: Eukaryota; Metazoa; Mollusca; Bivalvia; Pectinida; Pectinidae. The coding region runs from base 89 to 1018 and encodes 309 amino acids.